AUGUCGUUCCACGACGAGAACCACUUUGGCAACGUAGGCAACGGUAUAACCGUCGACCAUGAGAAAGAACACCUCGAACACAUGGAGCAGGACCCAAAGCUCUUUGGGCCUGGCUACUCGGCUCACGAAUCCAACAUACGCUACUUGCUCGUUACCCCCGAGAUGGUAGACGCCAUGAGGCAAGGGCGUGCCCCCAACACCCACCUUCUGUCCCCCUCUGUGGGCAAGGUGGAGCUAUUCAACGGGGACCUACCUUCGCCCGACGCCAUGCACGACAAGUUUGCCAUCCAACAUGUUGAGCACCACGGGACCCACGACAGUGACAUUGACACUGCGUCCGUUGAUCCCCCUUCACCCGUGCCAUACCUGGUCAACCCUCUUUCGCGCUUCCGUCACCAAUACAAGGAAUACUUGGGCGAGUUUAUUGGCACCAUGGUCCUUAUCAUCUUUGGCAAUGGUGUAAACUGCCAGGUCGUACUCAGCAACCUCACCCAGGGAUCCUACCUCUCCAUCUCGUUUGGCUGGGGUAUUGGUGUCAUGUUUGGCGUUUACGCCUGCGGUGGUGUCUCUGGUGCACACAUCAACCCUGCCGUCACCAUCACUCUGGCCCUGUUUAGAGGUUUCCCGUGGCGCAAGGUUCCAGGCUACGCUCUCGCUCAAAUCCUCGGCGCCUGUGUCGGCAGCGCGCUCAUCCAAGGCAACUACCACGCCCUCCUCAACCAGUUCGAGGGUGGGUACAACUUGCGCACUUAUGGCCUCGACACCUCCACUGGUGCCCUCUUCUUCACUGCCGCCAAGCCCUACAUGUCGAACAUUGGCGCUUUCUGUUCCGAGCUUUUUGCCACGGCUGUUCUCCUCGCACUCAUUUUCGCCAUCGGCGACCAGAACAACAACCCCGUGCCAUCAGUUGUGGUAAAGCUGACUCCUGAACAGACGGCCUACUGCCUCAACCCCGCCCGUGACCUGGGACCUCGUAUUGCCUGUGCCAUGUUCGGGUACCCCAAAGAGAUCUGGACGACCCGCCACUGCUACUGGAUCUACGUGCCCAUCAUUGCCACCAUCUGCGGUGGUAUCUUGGGCGGAUUCGUCUACGACGCGUUCAUCUUCCAGGGCAAGGAAAGCCCCCUCAACAAACCGUGGGGUAGGUCGAAGAAGCAGAUUGAAGGGGGAGGCAACAUAGAUGCUGCGCACAACGCCUAG
This is a messenger RNA of Apiotrichum porosum, 1200 nucleotides long. It is a transcript of the gene FPS1, whose product is annotated as glycerol channel. Gene Ontology annotation, cellular component: plasma membrane. Lineage: Eukaryota; Fungi; Basidiomycota; Tremellomycetes; Trichosporonales; Trichosporonaceae. The transcript is spliced from 5 exons. The coding region runs from base 1 to 1200 and encodes 399 amino acids. Gene Ontology annotation, molecular function: glycerol channel activity; water channel activity. The record is from RefSeq and is a predicted model, not a curated record. Gene Ontology annotation, biological process: glycerol transmembrane transport; water transport.